AUGAAUCUCUUUUUACCAUGGUCUGGACCAUCGACCGUCAUCAUCAUUGCCAUCAGCAUGAGCUCAGCACCAGCACCAGAUACCUUGAACCAGAAUGAACCUCAGGCAACCAUGCACCCCGCGUACGGGGCAAAGAAAAGAAAAACAGAGGAACAUGCGCCACAUCCGACGGGGCUUUGCAGCUUAGACAUUGUCCUGAAGCCGCGAUGCAAGACAUCUGCUCCCACCAUGAUUGAAGAAAUGCAAAGCCCGACCCUCUGA
This is a messenger RNA of Penicillium oxalicum, 261 nucleotides long. RefSeq lists its product as uncharacterized. NCBI's taxonomy places the organism in Eukaryota, Fungi, Ascomycota, Eurotiomycetes, Eurotiales, Aspergillaceae. The transcript has a single exon. Bases 1 to 261 code for a protein of 86 amino acids. The record is from RefSeq and is a predicted model, not a curated record.